This is a messenger RNA of Apis florea (little honeybee), 495 nucleotides long. Its product is annotated as protein POLR1D. The record is from RefSeq and is a predicted model, not a curated record. Lineage: Eukaryota; Metazoa; Arthropoda; Insecta; Hymenoptera; Apidae.
GUAAGUACUUAUGACAUAAAGUUAACCUUAAUACAUCAAACAUCGUUGUCUAUGCUAGACAGAAAAUUAAAAAACAAAAAUUAUUAAAUAUUGAUAAAAUGGAUGACGAAACUUUAAAUAGACUUGCAGUUGAAGCAUUAUUGGAAGAAGCAAAACUUGGAGCAAAAAGAGCAGAAAUAAUGGGUCCUAGUGGAUGGAUAAAACCAAAAGAAUGUAUUAAUAAAAGAUUUCUUCAUUCAACAUUACGUAAUGUUGUCCUUUCAAAUAAAUAUCAAUUGAAAAGAAAAACUGAUAAGCAGUUGCGUGUACCUGAGAGUAAAUUAAAAUAAUUAAAAAUAUGAAUUAAUUCUAAUAUUAAUGUAUUAAAGUUUAUGUAAUAUUCUUUUUUUUUUAUUUAAAAUUAAAUAUUCUAAUAUUAUUGAAAUUCAUUUUAUUUAGUAAAGUAUUAGUGAAAUGUAAUUUUUAUUAAAUUGAAUAAAUAAAAAAAUUUAAUAA